Messenger RNA from Archocentrus centrarchus (flier cichlid), 2666 nucleotides. RefSeq names its product family with sequence similarity 117 member Aa (gene fam117aa). Lineage: Eukaryota; Metazoa; Chordata; Actinopteri; Cichliformes; Cichlidae. The coding region runs from base 380 to 1591 and encodes 403 amino acids. The transcript is spliced from 8 exons. The record is from RefSeq and is a predicted model, not a curated record.
UUUGCAGACAAGGGAAACAAGCAGCAAUGUGACAGAGGACCGCACAUACUCUGCUGUUGUGCUUUUCACUCUGCAGCAUGAAGGAUAAUACGGAAUUCAAUAUAAUGCGUUAAUCUGCAAAGCUCACUUAACACGCUCUUUUUUCCUCUCUCGAAAGUAAGCUGUGAGGCAACAAACAUCAUGGUCAACAUCACAAAAGAAAGCUCGAGUAGUUUCUCCAUCAAGAGGCCCGAUCACAGCUUUGGAUCAUCAGUGUGGAUGCACUGAGCGUACUCAGUGAGAAAGCCUGUAAGAGCUGCAGUGAACGACGGGGGGAAAAGAAAAAGCAGAGCCGAGUGUUUUCAUAAGCUGCGGCGGGCUGUGGGAGCGAAGUGGGGGGAUGUCGAGCCGAAGUGGAGGAGCACCUCGGGGGUGCAGCAACCCCAGCCUGCAGCCCCUUAGAGCCACAGUCCCAUACCAACUCCAGAGGGGCUCAGCUCUCCUCAGUAGAGAGGUCAAGACGGCAGACAGAAACACGGCCCGUCCACCCAAACCCACCAUCCGACGUACUCUUUCUUUGGACGCAAUUGUCGGACCCUAUCUGCAGGGACAGUGGCCCAGAGAGGCAGAGGGGACAGUAGUUAGCUGUGUCAAUGAUAAAGCCACACAGACUCCAAGUUCCUGGGCAGAGGAGACCCGGGGAAGGCGAAGUGUUGGAGGACACAAGCGCUCAGCUUCUUGGGGCAGUGCAGAGCACCUAAGGGAGGUGGCUAAGCUCAGACACCAGUUGCAAAAGCGCUCCCGCCAUGCCCCUCCUUCAGCAGGAUGCGAGUUCCCCCACCACCCUGUGCCAGCAGGUCAUGCAGCAGGCAUCACUCAGACGAUGCCCCUGGUGCCGCUGAACAGACUUGCUCCACGGCUGCGACGGAGCGUUGAAGGCCUCAACUUAGAGCUGGAGGAAGUGUUUGUGUGUGAAAAACAAGAUGAUCAGCAUGAGAUUCUGGAUAUCCCAGAUGGCCACAGGGCUCCUGUCCCUGCCCAGAGAUGCAGCAGUGGUUCUCAGAGUGAGCCGUCACCGGGGCCACUGGAUCCUUCCCUCCUCUCUCCUUCUCAGUCCCCUUGUACUCUUGAUCCAUCACUUUUGUCACCUUCAGAUUCACCUUGUCCUUUGAAUCCAUCACUUUUAUCUCCAACCCAGUCUCCCUGCACCAUGGGAGAGCCAGAGCCUGUGGACUAUGAGACUUUGUGUCCCUCUCCAUCAGCUUCGCUUCCUUCAUUUGCACUGGAUCCUCCUCUGCUGCAGCCCUGCUCCUCUUCCCCUCGUCCCAACAAAACCUAUUCCUUUCAGCGUGAACCACCAGAAGGCUGUGAGCGAGUUCGAGUGUGUGAGGAAGCAGUGUCUGCCUAUCAGGACGAGUCUCUCCUCCAGCCAUCCUGCCCUGACCCCAAUAAAGUCAACUUUACCCCUCACGGAGGCUCAGCUUUCUGCCCUGUCAGUCUUCUGAAGCCCCUGCUCCCCUCCAUGGACCUCCUCUUUCGUGGCCUCUCAGUGUCUCCUGUCACUGGCUGCUCAGGUCAGGCCUCUCCUACCAGGCACCUGGGCAUGCAGUAGGUGGAUAUUUGAGCAGAAUCUCUCAGGACUGAACCAGAUUGCACUGCCAGGACAAGGAGAAACUGGAUGAUUUUUUUUUUUUUUUUUUAAUGCAUCAUGACAAUGGACAGUGUCUCAUCACUGCUGUAACAUGCAGGAUCACUGUGGUCAAAAUAACCUUAUGACUGUGAGGAUUUGUUGCUGUAAUACUUUAGCACCACUGUGGCCCUAAUUCUGGCUGCUCUCUCACUCUAUUUUUUUCUACCUGCAGGAAGCUUUGAUUCAGCUGGUAUUUACCUCAUCAGCAAUUAAACUGUACUAAAAUUCUCCUAUACGUGGCAUGAAUUAGACUGCAGGACUUGUGGAAAUGCUUGAAAAGCUUUAUAAAUACUUGCAUUUAUGAAAUCAUUCUUUUGGAUAAAAACUGUUUUAGUUAGAAUGCUGUUAAUUUUUCAUCUUGAAACGUGAAUUCACUGUCAAAAACUCAAGCACUUAGAACACACACUGUUACAAGUAUUGCCUUCUUUCUGUCCUAACUAUUGAUGGGUAUUCUAGUAGAGUAUUGUUGAGUUUAGAUAAACAUUUGUGUGGGUUAACUGAUGAAAAACAAAAUGUUACUUUUUUUUGUUGAUAGAAAUCAGUUUGAAAUAUUUUUGGCCUAUAGUUUACAAUGGCCUACUUUUCUACAGAUGUUUCUAGGAAGAUGUGUAUUUUUUGUCUUUAUAAGAAGCAGGCAAUGCUGCUUGUGUUUUCACUAUUCUGACUUGUGUUUUAUAAGCAGAAAUUUUAUAGCUUUAUUUGUCCACAGGAGGCAUUGUUGUUUUAACCAAACUGUUUUAAAUAAUUAGAGCAGGACACUCUGUCAGUUUGAGCCUUUUUGGACUCUGCAGCUUAGACCACAAAGUGUUAAUGGGGAGCUUGACUAUCCUUUGUUUGUUAUUAUUCAGAUGUAUUUUUCAUCAUAAGAAAUUACCUACAGGAUAAAUAAUGAGCAGAUGGCAAUGAAGAAUUGGUGUAAGCUCUGCUUUCUCACACCUUUUUUGGUGGUGUUUUAAGGUGAUAAUAGUUAAAAAUGUUACGCGUGCUGUUGCCUGUA